Messenger RNA from Ylistrum balloti, 1318 nucleotides. Its product is annotated as neo-calmodulin-like. Gene Ontology annotation, molecular function: calcium ion binding. The transcript has 5 exons. The coding region runs from base 186 to 647 and encodes 153 amino acids. NCBI's taxonomy places the organism in Eukaryota, Metazoa, Mollusca, Bivalvia, Pectinida, Pectinidae. The record is from RefSeq and is a predicted model, not a curated record. Gene Ontology annotation, cellular component: myosin II complex.
AUCACAGCACACCAGCUGGAUACUGUGGUGACCUCAAAAUACCGCCCGCCUAGUCAAGCGUUCUUGGGACGGUGUUUCCCCCUACACCGGUUAAAUCACACUACUGGCGCGGUAGUCUGUGCAACACACACCUGACGGAACUAGAAUACAGUUGCUCUCCACAUUCAAACCAACACUCACCAGACAUGGCUCAAAGAAUGGACAAGAUGAUGAACGAGUUGAGAGAGGCCUUUCUGAUUCAGGACAAAGAUGAUGACCAUAAGAUAAACAUUAUAGAAUUAGGCAGCGUCAUGCGCAGUAUAGGACUGUGUCCCACGCAGGCACAGAUCGCCUCUAUAGCACAGGAGUAUGGUGCCAGUGCUACUGGUAAGGGAGGUAAAUUAUUUGAUAUGGACGAAUGCAAGAGAAUUGUACAGAAAAAUGCAGGACUGACCGAGACUCCGGAAUCGGUUCGUGACUGUUUCCGGAUAUUUGACAAGGAUGGUAAUGGCUACAAUAGUGCAUCAGAACUACGUCACGUACUCACAACCCUUGGGGAACCCCUGAAGGAUGAGGAAGUGGAUGAACUUAUCAGGGAAAUUGAGUUGACAGUCGACGGGCAGUUUAAUUAUGAAGAUGUGGUAGGACUUUUGAUGCAGUCUUCUUAGAAAAUGCUGGGUUUUAAGAUCAAAGGACAGAAAAGUGACAUUAUUUAUGAAUUAAACCCUUCAGCAAGAGAGGGGAAGCGGUAGAGUGUACGCAAAUGUACAAGAAACAUAGCAACUACAUCAUGUAAAUCCAGCACUGUUCAAGUAGUGUUCAGAAUUCAUGUGUGUUAACACAUGAUGCGUUUCUUUUCCUGUAAAUGUGUGCAAUACAUGUGUAAUUGCAUGAGGAAGUAAAUAGCUGGCUAGUGCACGUAAAUCAUCUCAUUAUAUCACUACAAAUUGGCAGACUGAAUAAUUUGUUUCGUGUAAACUUUUAGCUUCAAUUCUAUUUUUGCAUACACCAUGGCUAUGGCUGAGAUAAAGCAAAUUUUAGUGUAAUUAUGAUCUCAAUGAAAGCUUGCUAUGAAAUAUAGGAAAACAAAUGCCUUUUCUGAUUCUGUAAUUAACGCCCUUUUAUGACACAAGUUGAUAAAAUCCAUCCAUGUAAGCUUCAUACAAAUACCAAAUAUUAAUUAUGGAUUGGUUUGUUGGCAUGAAUGAAGAUUCAAAUGUAGCAAAAGAUCUGAGCACCACACUUGUAUAUAUACAUUCCAUGUUUGUUUAUAUCCAUCAAAAGGAUAUAUGUUUAUAUGUUAAGCGUUGAAUCAUUAAAACUUGUAUACAUUAAUCAA